Messenger RNA from Ilex paraguariensis (yerba mate), 1749 nucleotides. The record is from the annotation of a GenBank genome assembly. Lineage: Eukaryota; Viridiplantae; Streptophyta; Magnoliopsida; Aquifoliales; Aquifoliaceae.
GCGGAAGAAUUUCUUGCUGGAUUGAGCCUCUUGUCUUGUUAUGAUUAUAUUGAUCACUCUUGUGAAUACAUAGUGAAGCAGCUCUCAAGCAUGCAAAAACAAAGUGAAUGUCCUGAAGAAUUUAGGGAGGUUGUGGCAUCCCUGAUGUUUGCAGCUGCAAGAUUUUCUGAUUUGCCUGAAUUGCGUGACCUCAGGGAUCUAUUUCAAGAGAGAUAUGGAAAUUCGUUUGAAUACUUUGCUAAUCAAAAGUUCGUUGAGAGGAUAGCCAUGAAGCCUCCCACAAUGGAGAAGAAACUCAAGCUACUGCAAGACAUAGCAUCAGAAUUCUUAAUAAAAUGGGACUCGAGAGAUUUUGAAAAGAGGAUGGCUGCUCCCCCUGCAUUAGCCCAGGACCAACCUAAGAAAUAUGGGUCUUUCCAUGUCACUGAGGAUCGAAACAAAUUGCCAAAAGCUGAUAAAAAGGAUGUUUCAUCCAAAGAGAACAGUAAGCUUCCAGAUAAUGGUCGUGGAUUGUGUACUGGAACGGAGGGCAAUGUCUUGAGAAGAGAUGAAUUGGACCUUCAGCUCUUUGGAAGAAGGGAGUUCCCCAGUAAUGGACACAACCGGUUUCCACAAGGGCCAUUGAAUGAGAAGGAUGUUAGAGCCAUAAAGUCUGUUAGAUCAAGCAAUACAUCUCAUGGUAAAAAGUUGAAAUCCAUUAAUAGUGGAUACCUUCCACACAGUGAUAGGGUUAAUAUUGUCUCUAAAGCAGAAAGCCAGGAUCAUUUCUCUCAUGGAAAAUCGGAAGUUGGAGGUAUUUGUGUAGGACAAUCUGUAAGGAGUGAUGAUGGAGAUGCCUCCUAUGCGUCUAAUGACUAUGCCAGUCACCAAAAUGUAGUUAACUUGACAAGAAAACUGCAGGAGGAAGAAGCAGAUAAGUCAAAAUCGUACUACAGUGGUGCCCUUCCUCCGCCUUACGUUAAAUCAAAAGAUAAUGUAAUCCCUCCACCAUAUAUUAAGCCAAAAAAUGGCAAACAUGAAUCCGGCAGAGUUUCUAAGAAUGCGGGUUCCGAAGGUGAUGGAUUUUCCAUGGAUACUUCACCCCAUGAUAGGGGGAAGGCAGUUGAUAGUUCAGACCGUAAAGUAGAUCAUUCUGGCCAGGAGUGGCAAGGUCGUCGACCUGCUAGAGUAAAGAGUCAUGGUCAUGAGAAAGAUCAUCAUUACCAGGAUGAUAUACCCUUGCCAAAACCAAGAUCCAUUAGGAGGAAACACUCAAAGUUCUCAUCUGGCCAUGAUGAUGCCUGCAGUUAUGAAGAUGGUGGGUUUCCAAAGAGAAGUUCAAGUAGCAGGAGAAGAGAGCAUUCAAGAAAGGACCUGCAGAUCUUGUUCAAUGAUGAGCAUUAUCAGAAAGAUGACGAGGAAAGGAUGAUAGAUAAACUGUUAUUACAUUACAGUAAAAAACCAUCAACCUAUGGCGAGGGAAAGUUGAGAAAAAGAUCACAAGCUCAUCCUUCACAUAAGAUAGCUCCUGAUGCUGGUGAUGACUACUACAAUCAAAGCAGGGAUGGGCAUGCUGUGAAGUCCGAAAUGGUUCCUACUCCCACCAGAUCCGUUUCUCUUCCCCGUGAGCAAACUGUUCCAUCAGAGGCCACGAAGGUUUUUACUCGUGUCAGCUCUUUCCACCCGGAUAACCAGGCACGACAUGUGCAUCCCAAGUUACCAGAUUAUGAUGAUUUGGCUGCCCGUUUUGCAGCCCUGAGAGGGCAGUAA